CUGUCUGAGAGAUCUCUUAUCCAAUCAGAAUGGUUUUAUGAUUAACGCUGACCAAUAGGUCUAAAUCUUGUUUUGCCCCAGGCCUCGGUCUGUCUAUCGUGGCCCAGGCUGGUGAGGGUAAGCUCUCUGUGGCCGGGAUGUGGCAAGAGGCGCUUCGUGCUGCACCUGCGGGUCUCAUUAGCUGGCUCCGUUCCCGGCUACCGCCUCUGUGUCGCUAUGGAAGUUCUCAGCAGCAGUCCGGAGAGCGCUGUGCAAGGGCCCUCAUUCGGGGGUUUAGGUACAGAAACAGACCUGGGAGGACUGGAAGGCUGCUGGCUGCAUUGACUGGGGCUUUCCUGUGGGAAGAGGAGCGGGUCCGUGAAGACGAAAUCCUCAGCACAGCUGAGGAGAUGAAGCGUAUGCAGUUUGUGUCCAAAAAGUUUAAGGAGCAGACUUCAGUGCGUGAUGAAAAUGAGGGGUGGGAACUAGUCAUGGACAAAAAGAACUUCAAACUUUGGAGACGUCCAAUUGAGGGAACCCAUCGGUACCAGUACAGAGUAUUUGGCUCAUAUUCUGAUGUCACUCCACGUCAGUUCUUUAAUGUUCAGCUAGACACAGAGUAUCGCAAAAAAUGGGAUGCACUGGUAAUUAAACUGGAAGUGAUUGAGAGAGAUACUGUAUCUGGCUCAGAGGUCGUUCACUGGGUGACACAUUUUCCUUAUCCCAUGUAUUCCAGAGAUUAUGUCUAUGUGCGAAAGUUUCACGUGGAUCAAGAAAAUAACCUCAUGGUUUUGGUUUCUCGAGCAGUUGAGCAUCCGGGAGUUCCGGAAUCUGCAGAAUAUGUAAGGGUUCGCAAUUAUCAGUCUCAGAUGGUUAUUCGACCGCACACAUCAUUCGAUGAGAAUGGCUUUGAUUACUUGCUGACCUACAGUGAUAACCCACAGACUGUGUUCCCUCGUUACUGUGUAAAUUGGAUGGUGUCUAGUGGGAUGCCAGAUUUUCUGGACAGGCUACACCUGGCAACAGUGCAGGCCAAGAACAUGGAAAUCAAAGUGAAAGAUUACAUCUCCUCUCGUCCACAGGACUGUUCUGCUGAGGUCAGAGGCAGUCCUGAAAGGAAGACCACAGCUGCUCACUCUGCAACACCAAUGGAGUAUGCAUAGUAUUGUGCAAGCAUCCUUUUAUUUCCUCCGCAAAUGAUAUAAGGGAGCCAGUUCAGUACAGGGACAGACUGAGCGGCAUUGUCACACCAAGCCCCAGCAACACUGAUCACUGCCAACUUAAAACCAAAACUGGAAUCAGAAGAUCCCACUGCAGGAUUAUAUUCUCCUCUACUUGCUGCAUCAUGCCAAGAGGCUGUAUGAAGUCUGUUGGCUUUUAUAGGGCAAAUGAGUUGCGUGACUUUGUGGGCAUUUGACAGACGGACAAAUUUAAGAGGACUUUUUAUGGCUGUCUGGAUAGUUGCAUGUAUAAAAUUUGUCAUUAAUAGACUGAAUUGCAAUCCUUUUUUUUUUUUUUUUUUUGUGUUCCUCCAAUCAGAGCGGCUUGUAACAGAUUAAUUCUUCCAAAAAAGGUUUUAGUGGACCAAAACAGUUCACAUAUUUGAUCCUUCUCAGUCUGCUGUGCUCAAUAUGCAGAGGAAUGCUUCACAGUUCUUGCUGAUGCUUGUUUUUUAGGUUUGAAGUGGAUCUUGCCUGUUUUUCCAGCAAAUUAAAUGACAGAGCCUAAAGGUCAAACCUCACUUUUUACUGAGACCAGAGCGAUCUCCAUGUAACUUUGUCCAAAUAAUGGAUUUAUUUUCAGUGCUUAAUUUCAUGCUCUUAAAAGUUAAUAAAAUGAUUUCCAUCUUCUGAAAAUAAAAUAAAGAUUUGCCCGCACAAUACAGUGAAACCGAAAUCUUGUUUACAAAACUAAGUGCAGUAACAAAACAAAAACAAAAAAAGGAUCUACAAUGCACAGAUGUGACUAAUUGAUCAAUAUUUACAGCUUCUGGAUUAUGUUAAAAAAAAUAUAUAUAAAUGAAUGUACCAUUAAGAAAAAAUGCUGAAUGCUUUAUCAAACCUGACUACAUGCUACGUUUGUUCAUUUAGGCACUCCCAAAUAAAGGGACGUUACAUUUGUUUUAUUCUAUGCUUCAAGCAAAAGAGGGCAUUUCAAAAUUAUAUUUUUAGUUUUUUGAAACAUAAACCUUUAUGCUGGGUUUUUUUUUUUUUUAAAGUGUCUCUAUCCACCAAUAUAGGCCUAGUUUCCAUAGAGGUGGAAACUGGGGAUAAAAACAUUUAUCUCCAUUAAAAUUUAUGGAGAAUUUUUAUGUUUCCAACUUUACCUCCUCGGCACGGUCUCUAGGGAUGGACUGUGCACAGAAAUUUUUCAAUAGUUGUUUAGCUUUAACUUUUUUUUUUUUUUUUUAAAUAGGGUAAUGCCAUUUUAAGAUCAAGUAGGGAUAAUCUUCACUCCAAAGCUUAUUAGUGUCUGAGGACAGGGUAUAGCAACUGUUAGUUGCAUGUUUAAACUUGUACCUUAAAAUCUAUGCAUCGGUAAGUGCUAAAAGUGGAUUUUUUUUUCUUUUAAGGGAAUAACUUUUAUUAACACUAAGGGCUGUUCUAUCCUAUGCCACGUUUGCUUACAUUAAAUCUAAUUUUCAAGUGGCAAGAUUUUGUAUGGCAGUACACAAUUUUACUUUUAUAAUGAAUUAUUAGCUAAUGUAUUUACAUUUUUGCCAAUUUUUUUUUAUUUUAUUUUUUUUAUAAACGUAGCAAUCAUUUGUGAUUAGUAGGGAUUUUAAUCAUUUGUUAGAAUUCUGUAAAGCGGUGACUGAAAGUCCCAAAAUAGAGACAUUGUACGAGGGAUAAUUUAAACACUCCACUCUAAAAAAAAAAAAUAUUACCACAUUACUAAGCUAAACAUAUAUUCAAAUUCCUGCAAUAUAUGAUAGUAAAAUGCAGUACGUGAUGUAAUUAUUCAGAAGUUUCCCUACAUUUCUGUGAAAUCACUGCACUUAAGUCUUUUUUUGUGUGUGUGUGUACUAAUGUUAAAUAUGCAUUUAAGAUACUGCUAAAUCCAUUACCUCUUUCACAGCGUGUAAUAACUUUAAUGGAGCUACCUACAUCAAAAGUGUAGUUUGAUAUAAGCAUUUAAAUGUUCUUUGAAGUAAUCUUUUUAUGCAAUGAAAGGCUUGAAAGAUUCUGGAGUUAAAUUUAUUUUGAAGGAAUCCUUUUUUUCUUAUGCUGUUUUCUUAAUUUAUUUUUGUACAAUUUUUACACUGUGUUAAAGGGGGACAUAAUGUUAAAAAAUGAAAUGCACAUUAAUUUAUUUUAAUUUUUGAAUAGAUGCAUAUUUGCAAUGGUACAGUAUUCACAAAAAACUUUUUUUUAGUAAAAACGGUCCUGACAAUGGCAUCACACCUGCUCAGUUAUCGUCUUGUAUGAUGCAAAUAGUCGUUGCCAUCGCUUACACGCCUCAGCUUGCCAUCUCAGUUGACGUAUGUCGCUGAAAAAGUAACAACUAUAUUGCAAAAAUACUUUGAAUGUACAUUUCAAUUUUAAAUUCUAUGUCCCUUUUACACUUUGGGAGGUUUAGUUUUCAGCCUACACUUUCUCUAUCCCUUUCUACGACCUUUAACUGAUCUCUUUUAUGUACGAAGCAUUUGCACUGCUCCCGUCUUUAGAGUUAACACCGGUUUCGGUGAUCUAACAUUUGGGCUAUGGACAAAGAUUGUGUUUUUUGUUUGUUUUUGGUUACAUUUAGUAAGUGUGAAUAAAUAAAUGUACACAUUUACAAAUGA
Bombina bombina (fire-bellied toad) is the source of this 3763-nucleotide messenger RNA. RefSeq names its product StAR related lipid transfer domain containing 7 (gene STARD7). Gene Ontology annotation, molecular function: lipid binding. The transcript has 8 exons. The record is from RefSeq and is a predicted model, not a curated record. Lineage: Eukaryota; Metazoa; Chordata; Amphibia; Anura; Bombinatoridae. Bases 138 to 1142 code for a protein of 334 amino acids.